UAAUAAUACAUAUUUAAGUGAACUACAAUUGGAGAAUCUUUUUACUUACUAGGAAGCAGGUAAUCAAGUAAAAAUGAAUAAGUAGCUAGUCGUGAUUUAGCCACAUGCUUUACAACUCUGAACAAACAGCUCAGCACCAAUGGCUGCCGGGCUGCCGCGCUGUAACUGUACUUCUGAUCUGACUCUGACUCUGAGCCAGCACAUGUGCACAGGAUGUAUCGGAGCGUCUCCAGCUGCUGCUACUGAUGACUGAAGCUGACUACUGACUGCAGGAAUGGAUCCCACACUCAGAAAGGCCCAGAAGAUGUUUGGCAUAAAAGGGAAAAAGAAGAAGAAAGAAAACAACACAGACCUGGUCAUGGUAAACGUGGGAGCGUUGGAAGGAGAGUUGGCGGUGCCAUCUGAAUAUUCUUCCCUGCUUGAGGGAGAAAACUCUGAAGACCAACCUGAAGGUUCCGCAGUCAGAACCAGAAUAAUACCAAACAAUAAGAGGGCCAAACUGAAAACGCUCAUCCAGAAGAGUGAAGGGAAACCGCAGAGCUUCCAGAUUGCCAUUAACAUCACCGAGGCCCGGCAGCUGGUCGGAGAGAACAUCGACCCCAGUGUGGUGAUUGAAAUCGGCGAUGAGAAGAAACAGACUUCAGUCAAAGAGGGAACCAAUGCUCCCUUUUACAAUGAGUAUUUCGUGUUUGACUUCUUUGCCCACAAAGAGAUCUUCUUUGACAAAGUCAUCAAGCUGACAGUGAUGCACUCUAAAAUGCUGAGGAGUUUCUGCAUUGGGUCCUUUAAGCUGGAUGCGUGGACAGUCUACAAACAGCCAGGUCACCAGUUCAUCAAUAAAUGGGCAAUGCUGACCAAUCCUGUUGACAUUAGCACUGGCGUCAAAGGAUAUGUCAAGUGUGACAUCAGUGUCUCAGCGAAGGGAGACAACAUGCAGCCGGGACCGAAAGCAAGUGAUGCUGACGAGCAGAUAGACAAGAACCUGCUGAUACCAGAAGGCUUCCCCUCUGAGCGACCGUGGGCUAGAUUCUCUGUGAAGGUUUAUCGAGCUGAAGGCCUUCCAAGGAACAACUCCAGCAUCAUGGCCAACGUCACCAAGGCCUUCAUAGGAGACAACACAGCACUCAUCGACCCAUAUGUAGUGGUCAGCUUCUUCAAAAGAGUGGGUCGCACAUCCACUCAGAAGUCAACAGCAGACCCGGUGUGGAACGAGCAGAUCGUCUUCACAGAGAUGUUCCCCCCUCUGUGUCAGAGACUGAAGAUCCAGGUCUGGGAUGAGGGGAGCAUGAGCGAUGUUACCAUAGGAACACACUACUUUGACCUGAGACGCAUCUCUAAUGAACAGGAUGGUGACAGAGGGUUUUUACCAACUUUUGGUCCUGCUUGGAUCAACCUGUACGGCUCUGCCCGAAAUUAUUCGAUAGGAGAUGACACAGUGGAGCUUAAUGAGGGCAUCGGAGAAGGCGUGUCCUACAGGGGUCGGGUCUACAUGGAGCUCACCGUGGAGAUCCUAUCAGGAGGGACAGGGCCCGAGUCCAAACUCAGCAAGAUGGUCAAGAAGGACGCUAAAGCAGGAAAAGCAGGAGGGAAAGAUGGUAAAACUCCUGCAGGAGGAGCAGCAGCAGCAGCAGGAGGAGCUGAAGAUGACAAAGGAAAAGCUGCGGCUGCAGAGGUUCUGCCUGUGGAACCUCCUCCUGUUCCGGAUGAUCACAACAACGAGAGCUUUUUUUUGUUCGGGGCGUUGCUUGAAGCCACCUUGAUCGACAGGAGGAUCGGAGACAGGGCCAUCAACUUUGAGUUCUCCCUGGGUAACUACGGUAACGUCCUGGAGCCUACAGGCGCCCCCCUCCCUGCUCCCAGUCCCUCUCCCAGUCGGAGGAGGCCGCUGGAAGUCCCCGACAGCAGCGACACGUUGGGUAGCUCUCCCACCAGGAUGUCCUCUUCCUCCACUUCCACCCCCCUCCUAGCCGAACAGCAGGACCCCCCCUGGUCUAAGUCCACCACGCCUCCACAAAAACCGUGCAUCGUUGAAGGAAACAAAUUCUUCAUGUAUCUUCCCAUGGAGAAGCAGAAGCCGUGCAUUACUUUGCUGAGUCACUGGGAGAACAGAACCUACCGACUCCACAACUCUAACCAGCUGGAGAAUAUAGCUGUUCUGUUUGAAGAGGGUGUGGCCACUGUAGCAGAGCUGCACAGGAAGUCUGACCCAGGAACAGAGCUUUUGCUUCGAACCAUACUCAAAGAAUUCUGCAUGGACGCCAGGGGUUUCAUCACAACAGCACAGGCCAAGUUGAAGGCAGAGAUGAAGUCCAGCUACCUGACACAGCUGGACAGGAAACGCCUCACCAUGUGCAAACAGGAACUGGAGAGUAUGAUGGAUGAGGCCCAGUCCUUGGGAGAGAGGAAGAGAAAAGCUGGUGGUGUGAAAGAAAUGUUGCAGAAAGCAAAGAAACUCACCCAAAAACUACGCUUCCUUGUGGAGGAGCCCCAGCACACUGUGCCAGACAUGUUUGUGUGGUUGUUAAGUAACAACAAGCGUGUUGCGUAUGCUCGGGUCCGUGCCAGAGACCUGAUGUUCUCCAGCAGCCAGGAGGCCCGAGGAACCCACUGUGGGAAGAUCAUAACACUGUUCCUAAAGCCUCCAGGGAAGCGUGUUGCAGGCUUGUCAGUCCAAGCGAAGGUGGAUGUGUAUCUGUGGUUUGGAACCUGCUCAGACUCCAACCACAUGAUGGACGACCUCCCUGCGGGGUUCAGCCCAGCGACAGGGGGCGCUGACGCCAGCUGCCCUCCCAUAAGCCUUCUCUGCACAGAGCAGUAUGAAUUUGAGAUGAGGUGCCACAUGUAUCAGGCCCGGGGUCUCAUCGCUGCAGACAACACCGGCCUGUCUGACCCGUUCGCCCGAGUCACAUAUCUAUCCAACAGCCAAACCACCAACGUGAUCAGUCAGACUCUCAGCCCGACAUGGAAUCAGUGUUUGCCGAUGGGCCGCCUGAUGCUGAGUGGAGAUCUGCAGCACAUCCAGGAGGAGCCACCACGCAUUGUCAUCGAGGUGUACGACGAGGACGCACUGGGUAAGGCGGAGUACCUGGGAGCCACGGUGGCAGUGCCUGAGGUCCGGCUAGCCUCCGACGCCUACACCCCACCGACUCUGCAGUACAGCUCGCUGCACUGUGGCAGCCAGCCUGGGGGAGACCUGCUGGCUGCAUUCGAACUACUGCAGAUCCAAAACUCCGCAAAGCAGAGUCUGCCGGCGUUGGAGGAAGGAGAAGGCGGCUUCUACACAGUCCCUGCCAACAUCAGACCUGUUCUCAGUACCUACAGGCUGGAGGUGUUAUUCUGGGGUCUGAGAGAGCUGAAGAAGGUUCAGUUCCUGUCUGUUGAUCGUCCACAGGUCUUCAUAGAGUGUGCCGGUAAAACCCUGCGUUCCUCCGUAAUUCAGAAGUACAAGUCCAACCCAAACUUCACCACGCUGGUUGAUGCCAUAGUUCUGGAGUUACCAGAGAACGAGCUCCUCCACCCUCCUCUCAGCAUCACUGUUGUGGAUUGGCGGGCCUUUGGUCGCAGCACAUUAGUUGGAAACCACAUCAUCAACAAUCUCAAGGCCUUCAAAUACACUCCCCCCCCAGCCCUGCCUGCUCCUGUAGAAACACACCAACCCACCAAGGUCCUGAUGCCAGAGCAACUAAGCGAUGAAGGACUGUUUCAGUCUGCUGGAGAGACCAGUUCAACCGUGGUACUAACAAGUGAAGAUUUCCUGAUCACUGUGGAGGAGGAAGCUCCACCUCCUCCUCCUCCUCCUCCGCCUCCAGCUCAACCCACCCCGGAAAAACAACCCAGGAAGAAAAAGGACAGCAAAAUAGCGGGCACUCGUGGUCGCUCCACCAAGAGGAAGAAAAGGACCAUAGCUGACGAAUCAGCAGAGUGUGUCAUCGACUGGUGGUCCAAAUACUACGCAUCUGUGGAGAAACAGGCCAAACUGGACGUCUCUCUAUUCCCCAAGGUCUUUGAAAAAGCUUUGCCGUUGGAGGGCUUGCUCAGCGCUGGAAUAAGCUCCUUAGUCAGCUUCUCAGAUGGAGACAAGAAGAAAAAACUGAAAGAGAAAGGAACACUGGUGACAAACAUUGUCCAGUCUACUAAAUUAGCCACACUAAAGCUGUACAGCAAGGAGCUGGAGGCAGAGUUUGGGCCUUUUGAUGACUGGGUGAGCACAUAUGAGCUGUUCAGAGGAAAAGCCAAUGAGGAAGAGGGGGCGAGUGAUGAGAGAUUUGUUGGCAAAUUCAAGGGGCGAUUCUGCCUGUAUAAGAUGACUAAGGACGAGGUGGAGGAGUGGGAAGAUACCGCUGACAUGGGAGACAUCAAAGUCAACAGAGGAGUCCCUGACAACGGGAAGGUCCAAGUCCUCAUAAGGAUUUACAUCGUCUCUGCAUCUAACCUGCACCCAUCUGAUCCGGAUGGAAAGUCCGACCCUUACAUUGUGCUUCGGCUUGGCAAGAAUGAAAUCAAAGACAGAGACAACUACAUUCCCAAACAGCUGAACCCUGUGUUUGGAAGUUCUUUUGAGAUGCAGGCGUCAUUUCCUCAGGAGUCUCUGCUGUCGGUGGUGAUCUAUGACUAUGACAUGGUGGGCGGGGACGACCUGAUCGGAGAGACUCGCAUCGACCUGGAGAACCGAUUCUACAGCCGACACAGAGCCACCUGUGGACUCCCGACUGAGUACAGCCUUGACGGUUAUAAUGCCUGGAGGGACUGCCUGAAUCCUUCAGAGCUGCUGUCUAAGCGCUGCAGAGAUAACGGUCUGGAGGAACCUAAAUUCGCACCAGGACGCAUCACAGUGGCGGGCAAAGUUUUUGGUGGCAAGACGCUCUUCAUGAUUGAAGACGAGCCUCUGGAGUCCUAUGAGCACUUGUCUCUAAAGAUCCUGCACCGCUGGUCAGAGAUCCCGAGUGUGGGAUGCAAGCUGGUGCCAGAACACAUCGAGACCAGAACUCUGUUCAACAAGGCUCGGCCCGGCAUGGAUCAGGGUCAGGUCCGGAUGUGGGUAGAUAUGUUUCCCAUGGACUCACCUCACCCUGGACCUUCAGUGGACAUUUCACCGCGAAAACCAAAAGGGUACGAGCUGCGUAUCAUCAUCUGGAACACAGAAGAUGUGAUUCUGGAGGAUAGCAACUUCCUGACGGGUCAACAGUCCAGUGAUAUCUACGUCAAGGGCUGGUUGAAAGGUUUAGAGGCCGACCGACAGGAGACGGACGUCCACUACAACUCUCUGACCGGAGAGGGAAACUUCAACUGGCGCUUUGUGUUUCCCUUCCUUUACCUGCCUGCUGAGAAGACAGUAGUGGUGAGGAAGAGAGAGCACAUUUUCUCUCUGGACAAAACAGAGCAGAAGCUUCCUGCCAUCCUCAGUCUGCAGGUUUGGGACUUCGAGACGCUGUCUUCUGACGACUUCCUAGGCACGUUGGAGUUGGACCUGCAUGGUUUCCCUCGAGGGACAAAGACUGCAAAGUCGUGUAAAGUGGACAUGUUGACGGACGGGACAGACAGAAUCUCCAUCUUCCAGCAGAAGAGAUCGAGAGGUUGGUGGCCCUUCACCAAAGCUGGAGAGCUAACGGGAAAAGUGGAGGCAGAGUUCCAUCUUGUGACAGGGGAGGAGGCUGAAAAAAAUCCAGUUGGCAAAGCACGCAAGGAGCCGGAGCCGCUUCCAAAACCAAAUCGUCCUGACACCUCCUUCUCGUGGUUCGUCAAUCCUUUCAAGUGUUUCUUCCACUUGGUGUGGCGGAGCUACAAGAAGUACAUCAUCAUCGCCUUGGUGCUGCUCAUCGUCAUGCUGUUCCUCGCCCUGCUGUUCUACACACUGCCAUCAGCCAUUUCUCAGAGGAUAGUCAAUGGAUAACACACGCUAACAUCUUAUUUUAAAAUAAUGGAUGACUUUUAGACGAUGCAACUCCGCCUUCCUCUCAUGACAGCCCAAGAAAAACUUGGGCAGCUUCUACAAAGUCUUAUAUACCAAGUUUUAAAGGGACAAACCUGGUUAAGUGCCCAUCUUUAAAAACAUAUAUAAUAAAAAUAAGGAUAUACAUGGUCA
Messenger RNA from Gymnodraco acuticeps, 6082 nucleotides. RefSeq names its product fer-1 like family member 6 (gene fer1l6). Gene Ontology annotation, biological process: plasma membrane organization. The record is from RefSeq and is a predicted model, not a curated record. NCBI's taxonomy places the organism in Eukaryota, Metazoa, Chordata, Actinopteri, Perciformes, Bathydraconidae. Gene Ontology annotation, cellular component: membrane.